Messenger RNA from Apodemus sylvaticus (European woodmouse), 822 nucleotides. RefSeq names its product SRY-box transcription factor 21 (gene Sox21). The record is from RefSeq and is a predicted model, not a curated record. Gene Ontology annotation, molecular function: RNA polymerase II cis-regulatory region sequence-specific DNA binding; DNA-binding transcription factor activity, RNA polymerase II-specific. Bases 1 to 822 code for a protein of 273 amino acids. Gene Ontology annotation, biological process: cell differentiation; anatomical structure morphogenesis; regulation of DNA-templated transcription. NCBI's taxonomy places the organism in Eukaryota, Metazoa, Chordata, Mammalia, Rodentia, Muridae. The transcript has a single exon.
AUGUCCAAGCCGGUGGACCACGUCAAGCGGCCCAUGAACGCCUUCAUGGUGUGGUCGCGGGCUCAGCGGCGUAAGAUGGCCCAGGAGAACCCUAAGAUGCACAACUCGGAGAUCAGCAAGCGCCUGGGCGCCGAGUGGAAGCUGCUCACCGAGUCGGAGAAGCGGCCGUUCAUCGACGAGGCGAAGCGCCUGCGAGCCAUGCACAUGAAGGAGCAUCCCGACUACAAGUACCGGCCGCGGCGCAAACCCAAGACGCUGCUCAAAAAGGACAAGUUCGCCUUCCCGGUGCCCUACGGCCUGGGCAGCGUGGCGGACGCCGAGCACUCGGCGCUCAAGGCGGGCGCCGGGCUGCACGCGGGCGCGGGCGGCGGCCUGGUACCCGAGUCUCUGCUCGCGAACCCCGAGAAGGCGGCCGCGGCCGCCGCAGCCGCCGCCGCGCGCGUCUUCUUCCCGCAGUCUGCGGCCGCCGCCGCUGCCGCCGCCGCCGCGGGCAGCCCCUACUCCCUGCUUGACCUGGGCUCCAAGAUGGCAGAGAUCUCGUCAUCGUCGUCCGGCCUGCCGUACGCGUCGUCGCUGGGGUACCCCACGGCCGGCGCGGGCGCCUUCCACGGGGCGGCGGCGGCGGCUGCAGCGGCCGCGGCGGCCGCCGGGGGGCACACGCACUCGCACCCCAGCCCGGGCAACCCCGGCUACAUGAUCCCGUGCAACUGCAGCGCGUGGCCCAGCCCGGGGCUGCAGCCGCCGCUCGCCUACAUCCUGCUGCCAGGCAUGGGCAAGCCUCAGCUGGACCCCUACCCCGCGGCCUACGCGGCCGCGCUAUGA